Molecule: messenger RNA, 545 nt
Organism: Symsagittifera roscoffensis
Lineage: Eukaryota; Metazoa; Xenacoelomorpha; Acoela; Convolutidae
Exons: 3
Coding region: 102-458 (118 amino acids)
Source: RefSeq, a predicted model, not a curated record
UUCAUCUUCUCAUAGUUGGUUGUUAGCUAUCAAAAACUGUAUAGAAAACAAGAUAAACUAUUUAGUUUUUGAAGGCUAAAAAACUACGAAAAAUUAUAAUAAUGGAAGUUCAGAACAACAAGAAAGCCUCAACUGCAGCGAUACCGGAUUUAGUGCAACACAUUGGAAAUCCACCGGCUUAUGAAUCACGACAUCUGGCUGCGAGAAAUGUCCAACAGCCGGGUUGUUGUGGGUGCAAACCGGACCAGCGAAACCUAAUCGUAUCUUCAAUGCUGGGCUUUGCCACUCUCACUAGCAUAGUCGUGGCCAUUUAUCUUCUCAUGAAUCAUCGCAAUGAACACGCACCUUCUGCAGGGGAUUAUUCGAGGUCUGAAUAUGCGCGAGAAGACGCCGAUAAUUAUGGCGCCAAUGAAUAUGCAUACGAUCACGCAGGUGGCAACGUCUGUCAUAUGCAUUAGAUUGAUGUCCUGUCAUAAGAUCGACAACAAUUUUCUCAUUCUUAUCUAUCCGUGCAAACUGGAGACCUAAGUUUGGCUUUUUUCCAC